AUGGCCAACCAAGGCUCUGAGGACUGUCUAGAGACCAAUGUCAAUGAUGGCUUCGUGACCCGGUUAGACUUGAAGGUCCACCAAGGCCCCACGGCCAACCAAGGCUCCGAGGACUGUCUAGAGACUGAGGUCAGCCAAGGCCCUAUAGCCUGUCUGGAUCCGAAGGUCCAGCAAGACUCCACGGCCUACCAAGCCUCCAAGGACCACCUAGAGACCAAGGUCAACCAAAGCCCCGUGGCUUGUCCAGACUUGAAGGUCCACCAAGACUCUCUGGCCAACCGAGGCUCCGCGGCCCGUCCAGAGACCGAGUUCCACCAAACCCCCAUGGCCGACUGGUUUGGGGGUGCCCCGGGCCAAUGGGCGCGCUACGGGCGCUGGGCGCCGGGGGCCGGUGGCCAACUGAGCUUCAGCUUGAAGACCAACAUCUCCCGGGCGUUGCUGCUCUACCUGGACGACGGCGGCAACUGCGACUUCUUGGAGCUGCUGGUGGCCGAGGGGCGUCUUCGCCUCCGCUUCGCCAUCGCCUGCGCCGAACCCGCCACGGUCCAACCGCCGGCGGCAGUGAGCGACGGUCGGUGGCACAUGGUGCUCCUCACCCGUAACGCCCGCGAAACCGCCUUGGCCGUGGACGGGGAGGCACGGGCGGCCGCCGUCCGCUCCAAGCGGGCCGAGAUGGCAGUGGCCAGCGACCUCUUCGUAGGCGGGAUCCCACCCGACGUCCGCCUCUCGGCAUUGACCCUCAGCACCGUCAAGUACGAGGCGCCCUUCCGGGGUUGGUUGGCCAACCUGAAGGUCGGGGACGCGCCGGCGGCGCUGUUGGGCGCCCAAGGGGUGCGGGGCGAGGGGGAGGACGUUGCGCCCGCCACCCGCUCCUGCGCCCACGGCGGCCGCUGCACCCUGCGCCGUGGAGAGCCCCGCUGCGACUGCGCCGGCACCGGCUACCGCGGGCCCUUCUGCGCCGAAGAGGAAGAACCCACGGUGGAAGGUCCCGCCCACCUGCGAGUCACCGGCCAAGGGCCCGCGGAGGUCGCCGAGGGGGGGCCCGGCCGCGGCGCCGGCGAGAUCCAGACGGCGGCGAAAGGCCGGGAGGAGUACGUGGCCACCUUCAAGGGCAACGAGUUCUUCUGCUACGACCUGUCCCACAACCCCAUCCAGAGCAGCACGGACGAGCUGACGCUCUCCUUCCGCACGCUGCAGCGCAACGGGCUGCUGCUGCACACCGGCAAGUCGGCCGACUACGUCAACCUCUCGCUGAAGAGCGGCGCCGUCUGGCUGGUCAUCAACCUGGGCUCCGGCGCCUUCGAGGCGCUGGUGGAGCCCGUCAACGGCAAGUUCAACGACAACGACUGGCACGACAUCCGCGUCACCCGCAACCUGCGACAGCACGCAGGGAUCGGACACGCUAUGGUGACAAUUUCGGUGGACGGGAUCCUGACGACGACGGGGUACACGCAGGAGGACUACACCAUGUUGGGCUCCGACGACUUCUUCUACGUGGGGGGGUCCCCCAACACCGCCGACCUCCCCGGCUCCCCCGUCAGCAACAACUUCAUGGGCUGCCUCAAGGACGUGGUCUACAAGAACAACGACUUCAAGCUGGAGCUGUCGCGCCUGGCGCAGGAGGGCGACGGGCGCGUGACGCUGCACGGGGCCCUGCUCUUCCACUGCGAGGCCGUGGCCGCCCUGGAGCCCGUCACCUUCGGCACGCCUCAGGCCUUCCUGGCGCUGCCGGCAUGGCGGGCGGCACGCGCCGGCUCCGUCUCCUUCGACUUCCGCACCACCGAAGCCAACGGGCUCCUGCUCUUCGGGCAGGGGCGGCCGCAGGGGCCCGGCCACCCCCGGCCCGACUACUUCGCCCUGGAGCUGCUGGACGGGCACCUCUACCUGCUGCUGGACAUGGGCUCCGGCGGCAUCAAGGUGCGCGCCAGCGCCCGCAAGGUCACCGACGGCGAGUGGUGCCACGUGGACGUGCAACGGGACGGGAGGAAAGGCUCGGUGUCGGUGAACAGCCGCAGCACCCCUUUCCUGGCGAGCGGCGAGAGCGAGGUGCUGGACCUGGACUCGGAGCUUUACCUGGGGGGGCUCCCCGAGGGGCGGCCGGGCCCCCCGCUGCCCCCCGAGCUCUGGACGGCCUUUCUGCGCUACGGCUACGUGGGCUGCGUCCGCGACCUCUUUGUCGACGGCCGCAGCCGGGACGUGCGACGGCUGGCGGAGGAACAGGCUGCCCCGGGGGUUACCCCCUUCUGCGCCCGCGAGCCCCCCCGGCACUGCGCCAGCGGGCCCUGCCGCAACGGGGGGCUCUGCCGCGAGGGCUGGAACCGCUUCAUCUGCGACUGCCUCGGCACCGGCUACCUGGGACCCCGCUGCGAGACCGAGGCGGCGGUGCUGAGCUACGACGGCAGCAUGUACCUGAAGAUCCUGGUGCCGGGGGCGGCGCAGACGGAGGCAGAGGACGUGGCCCUGCGCUUCAUGUCCCCCCGCGCCUACGGCCUCGUCCUGGCCACCACCUCCCGCCAGUCGGCUGACACCCUGCGCCUCGAGCUGGACGGGGGGCGCAUGAAGCUCACCGUCAACCUGGACUGUGUGCGCGUGGGCUGCCACCCCAGCAAGGGCCCCGAGACCCUCUUCGCGGGGCAGAAGCUGGAUGACAACGAGUGGCACACGGUGCGGGUGGUGCGGCGCGGGCGCAGCCUCCAGCUCUCCGUCGACAACGUCACCGUCGAAGGGCAGAUGUCGGGCGCCCACACCCGCCUGGAGUUCCACAACAUCGAGACGGGCAUUGUGACGGAGCGCCGCUUCCUGGCCGUGGUGCCCUCCAACUUCCUGGGUCACUUGAGUGGGCUCCUCUUCAACGGGCUGCCCUACCUGGACCUCUGCAAGAACGGGGACAUCAGCUCCUGCGAGCUCAACGCCCGCUUCGGCCGCCGGACCAUCGUGGCCGACCCGGUGGCCUUCCGUGGUCGUGGCUCCUACGUGGCGCUGGCCACGCUCCAGGCCUAUGCCUCCAUGCACCUCUUCUUCCAGUUCAAGACGACGGCGCCCGACGGCCUCAUCCUCUUCAACAGCGGCAACGGCAAUGACUUCCUCGUCGUCGAGCUCGUUAAGGGGUACAUCCACUACGUGUUCGACCUGGGGGACGGCCCCUCCCUGAUGAAGGGGAACUCGGAGCAGCCGCUGCACGACGGGCGCUGGCACGAGGUGUCGGUGGCCCGGGAGGGGGGGACCCUGCACGGGCUGCGGGUGGACGGGCGCCCCGUCACCCAGCACGGGCAGGGCGCCCGCAACCUCGACCUCAAGGGGGAGCUGUACAUCGGGGGCGUCAGCAAGGGGCUGCUGGGGCGGCUGCCCAAGCUGGUGGCCUCGCGCGGGGGCUUCCAGGGCUGCCUGGCCUCCCUCGACCUCAACGGCCGCCUGCCCGACCUCCUGGCUGACGCGCUGCACCGCGUGGGCCACGUCCAGCGCGGCUGCGAUGGCCCGAGCACGACGUGCACGGAGGAGUCGUGCGCCAACCAGGGCGUCUGCCUGCAGCAGUGGGACGGCUUCACGUGCGACUGCACCAUGACCUCGUACGGGGGCCCCGUCUGCAACGACCCGGGCACCACCUACAUCUUCGGGAAGGGGGGGGCACUGAUCACCUACACGUGGCCCCCCAACGACCGGCCCAGCACCCGCGCCGACCGCCUGGCCCUGGGCUUCAGCACCCACCAGCGCGACGCCGUCCUGCUGCGGGUGGAGAGCGCGGCCGGCCUGGGGGACUUCCUGCAGCUCCACAUCGCGCAGGGGGCCGUGGGGGUGCUGUUCAACGUGGGGACCGAGGACAUCGCGCUGGAGGAGCGGGGGGCGGCCGUCAGCGAUGGGCGCUUCCACGUCGUCCGCUUCACCCGCAGCGGCGGCAACGCCACCCUCCAGGUGGACGGGGGCCCCCUGCACGAGCGCUACCCCCCAGGCAGCGGGGACAGCGAGCGGCUGGCGCUGGCGCGGCAGCGCAUCCCCUACCGCCUGGGGCGGGUGGUCGAUGAGUGGCUGCUCGACAAAGGCCGCCAGCUGACCAUCUUCAACAGCCAGGCGGCCGUGCGGGUGGGGGGCCGGGACCGCGGCCGCCCCUUCCAGGGGCAGCUCUCGGGGCUCUACUACAACGGGCUGAAGCUGCUGGCGCUGGCGGCCGAGGGGCACCCGCGGGUGCGGCUGGAGGGGGACCUGCGGCUGGUGGGGGAGCCCCCCCCGCCCCCCGCCCCGCCCGGCGCCACCCCCGCCCCCCCCGACAUGGCCACCACCAUCAUGGAGACCACCACCACCAUGGCCACCACCACCACCCGCCGCGGGCGGUCGCCCACCCUCCGCGAUACCGUCGCACAGAACACGGACGACCUGCUGGUGGCCUCGGCCGAGUGCCCGAGCGACGACGAGGACUUGGAGGAGUGUGAGCCUGGCACAGGCGGUGAGCUGGUGCUGCCGGCAUCCCCGGCGGGCGGGGGGCCAGCCUCCCCCCCGCCGCCCCCCCCGGCCUCCCCCCGCGCCCCCCCUGGCUGCGGCCCUGACUGUGAGGAGCCCUCGGGCUUCGCCUCGGGGGAGGCGGCCGACCCCAACGUGCCGCCGGCCGACGACGAGGACUUCGCGGGCCACGGCGGUGACAUCACCGCCUCCCGCCGCGACGACGUCACCGCCGACGUCAUCACCGAUGCCAACGAGGAGACGGUCACCGUCCCCACCGUUGUGGCCGUCCCGCUGCCGGGCUUGGUGCCGGCGGGCGAGCGGCACCCGCGGGAGGGAAGCGCGGGGCGCGGGCGGGUGACGGCCGCCCCGGUCACCCGCCGCCCCGCUGUCCCCACAGCCGCCGCGCCAGGCGCCGUUGAAGUGGUGCGGGAGGCGGGCGGCACCACCGGCAUGGUGGUGGGCAUCGUGGCCGCCGCCGCCCUCUGCAUCCUCAUCCUCCUCUACGCCAUGUACAAGUACCGCAACAGGGACGAAGGCUCCUACCAGGUGGACCAAAGCCGCCACUACAUCGGGGCAGCCCCCCCCAACGCCGCCACUGCCGCCGGGACCCCGGGGGGGGCCCCCAACGCCGCCGCGCCCCCGGGCGGGGGGACUCCCAAGGAGAAGGUCCCCCCCGCGCCCCCCAAAGCGCCCGGCAAGGCCCGACGCAACAAGGACAAGGAGUACUAUGUCUGA
Messenger RNA from Gavia stellata (red-throated loon), 5169 nucleotides. Its product is annotated as neurexin-2-like. The record is from RefSeq and is a predicted model, not a curated record. Lineage: Eukaryota; Metazoa; Chordata; Aves; Gaviiformes; Gaviidae.